AUGGCGGACUCCCAAGAUCUGCUGGACUGGUACGAUGACCUGUAUUCUCGCACUGUCGAUCUCGUUGGCGACUAUGCGGGUGACGAACCUUUCAUCAUCGAAGGGGACUCAUUACUUCUCCACUCCUUUUCGGACGACAAAAUCGACUUCUCGCCGGGCUUGCAACUGCUCCAUGCCACCUACAUUGUGGAAAAUUUCCUUCGAGCUCUUCUCCAGCGAAAGUGCAAAUUCAAUGUCGUGUUCUUCAACAAUCAGGCACACAUGUGCAUCCCACAGAAUACCCCAGCUCACCUUCACUCGAGGUAUCUCCUCGCUCGAGAGGCCAUCAUCCAGCACCUCAGCUGCAAUCUUCCCCUUACUGUCCCAUUCAUAGAAGUCAAAACAUUCGAAUCGUAUUUGUCCCAUGACUUUGACGAGUAUUUGGCAACAACAGGAGCAUACUUCUUCAUGUGUCAUGAUGGCUCUUUUCCACGGUCCGGUAUCCAAGACGAGUUCGAAGGAUCUUCAACAGAAGAAGAAAAAAUCGAAAAAGAAUCUCGAGCUCCAUCUGAGCUGCAGGCUGACGACUCUGGUACAAUCGGCGCUUUUGGGCACGGCGAAGAAAUACUUGGCAAUGGAAAUAUCAAAGUAACUCGACUUGAUCAGACUCGGAAGGUGGUGUUGCGGCUGAUGAUCCACUGGCUCAUUGGUCGUGGCUACAAUAUUGCUCUUGUCACCACAGUGGAGUUCCGGGACACAAAGGUCAUGGCAAUGAUUGUGGAAGGCUCCAGAGAACGGAUGACCCUGCUGAGGCGUGUUCAAGGCAACAAAUCUCAAAUACCUCCUGCCUUGGAAGACCAAUCACUCUCCAAUAUCCCAGGCGACGCUGCUUGCGAUAGGGUCGAAAACCCAGUCAUCAAAGAAAUUGAGGAAGCUGUGCCUACCUCAUCGCAGAACUCGUAUUCCACAGAAACGGAUGUCCACGUACCGCCAGCAGAAGUCCUGACAAAGACGUUGAUGCUGCUAGACCGCACGCCAGAGCCACCUCUGACACAACGGGAUUUGCUUAUAGUUGCAGCUCUAAGCAUCAUGCUUAGAUCUGGCAGAAUCGGAGCGAAUUAUGCACUAGAAACAUGUGCAAUGAUCCUCCAUGCGAUCGUGAUGCGGGACUGUCGUCUUGACGGUCGAGCAGUGGAUGCAAUAAGCUCUAACAUGAACAUGAUGUUCUUGACGGACUUUGUCGAAGUAUCCCGCGAGAUUCUGGUGUCAGACGCCUGGCGAGACAGUGUCCUGCGUCAAAAGCUUCCAUGUGAUCUAGCCGAUUUGCUCGAUGGAAGGCUAUUUCUCAAUGUGGUGUCUGAGCUUCAGAGGUCUCGUGGACCAACGGCUCUCGGCCCCUUGAUACUCUCGUCAUUGAGAGACUUCACAUCUCUCAUGAAGGAAACCUGUGGCAUCAAUCUGCACUUCGAACCAGGGGACUCGAGAACUCCUUCUCAGAUAACUAUAGGACAACAAGAAAUGCGCUUCAACGUUAUACGGCACUGUAGACAGGGGAGGGACACAACCACACCUACGAAUAGACGUAAUGUUCGGACGACGGUACUCCCUUUCAGCAACCCGGUGUUCGACACCCACCUGGGUCCUAUUAAGCUUGCCAUCGACGUAUCGGUUGACAAAAAGAGCACAUCGCAAAUCUUUAAAGAGAUCAGCCACUGGCACAAUCAUCGACGACCCAUCGACAAUAAGGCCGCUCGGGUAGUGACAGAAUGGCAGAAGGCGCGCGAUAAUCGAAGGAAUCAGUUUUUCAUGACAGAAACUAGGGACUACGCUGCCAGCCUGACUAGUGCUAUUGGGGGCAUUCUGGAGCCCGAAACCAUCAUUGUCAAGUCGAAAGAUGGGCCUUCACGCGUUUCCAGCAGAUUGAAACCUCCGCAAACCCCAGCACACGGUGGAAAGAAGCAAGGCUCUAGAUUCAAUGUCAAAGAGCUGGCUGCAGUAGCGGCGCGAGAAAAGCAGGAUAAGGAUAUUGCUAAGCUGCAGGAAGCAUGGACUUCCGCGAGAACCCAGUUUGCUAAAGAGCUAAACCUGGCAUCCCGCUACUUCAAAGUCAAGAGCUAUCUGAACGGGCUGUCAAAGACCAAGCGAGUCGCGGUGGAAGCAGAGGUGUCGGUGUACUUGCUCAGCAUUCUGGUCGAGAUGUGGACAGUGAACUGCUCGGCUGACAACCGAGUCCAUGCGAUGCCGAUCAUGGGACUCAUCUGGGACCAGAUCCUCCAGAUUAAAAGACUGAACCAAGGCAUCACCACGGAGAUUGCAGCAUACGUCGUCAACACGAUCCAAACCUUUCGUUUGCCGGCCUUGGGACCUCUCCAAGUCCAAGAACGACGCAAUACUGGCUCCGCAACCGUCUUGUUCACCCCUGCGAGAGAAGCAGUGCCGACGCAACUAUCGCCCCUGGAAUUCCAGCUCGUCCACGCAGGGCCCUUCUUUGACCGAGACAUGGGCUCAGCACCGGAUGAUCGCGUGCACGAUUUUGAGCCGGAUAAGUGGCAGCGAGACGUCCUGGACCAGAUCGAUGCGAAGAAGAGCGUCUUCGUGGUUGCUCCCACCAGCGCGGGAAAGACGUUUAUUUCGUUCUACGCCAUGAAGCAGGUGCUCGAGGAGGAUGAUGACGGGGUGCUGGUGUACGUUGCACCCACCAAAGCAUUGGUGAACCAAAUUGCCGCUGAGGUGCAGGCUCGAUUUUCCAAGAACUUCCAGCACCCUGGAAAGUCCGUCUGGGCCAUACACACACGCGAUCACCGGGUCAACAACCCGACCGGGUGUCAGGUCUUGGUUACGGUCCCUCAUAUGCUCCAGAUCAUGCUUCUGAGUCCGUCAAAUGCGAAGACGUGGUCUUCUCGUGUCAAGCGUAUCAUAUUCGACGAGAUUCACUGUAUUGGCCAGGCCGAUGACGGGGUUGUGUGGGAGCAGCUACUCCUUCUAGCUCCGUGCCCCAUCAUCGCGCUCUCAGCCACGGUUGGAAACCCACGAGAAUUCAGCAACUGGUUGAGCAAGACUCAAGAGACCAACGGCAUCCAACUCGAGAUGAUAGAACACCAUCAUCGCUACUCGGACCUACGGAAGUAUAUCUACAGUCCACCACAAAAGUUUCUCUUCGAUGGCUUGUCCGAACGUUCACAACUACCCUCUGUUGGGAUCGACAACGCAAUCGGUAUGAGUUUCAUGCAUCCUGUUGCGAGCUUGGUCGAUCGGACGCGAGGGAUACCUGAUGAUUUGACUCUCGAACCGCGAGAUUGCUGGAUGCUAUGGAACGCCAUGAAGAAGCACGAGACAGAGGCAUUCCCUGUUGACGAGUCGUUAGACCCUUCAAAGUGCCUGCCACAGAUCGUACGCAAAGUUGACAUCGUCGAUUGGGAUGCUAAUCUCAAGGCACUCCUGAAGACGUGGGUAGAAAAUCGCAAGUCUCCCUUUGAGCUGGUGCUGAAGGAUUUGGAGCAGCCCGUGAGGGACGCACAAUGUCCAGGGGUACAGAUAUCUUCUGGGAAAGUCAACAACAGCAAGACCCUUCGUGCCGUCCAGGAGGCUGAUUUCCUCGACACCACACUGCCUCUCGUCUGCUCGCUCCAUGACGAAGGAGCUCUUCCCGCACUAUUCUUCAACUAUGACCGGAACGCGUGUGAACUCAUAUGUCAGCGUCUCCUCCAGGAGUUACAGGAGGCAGAAGACCGCUGGAAGGAAGUUAGCAGAACCUGGAAAACUAAGAUUAAGAGCUGGGAGGCUUGGAAACUUAACCAGGACAAGCUGAGCAAGAAGAAGGCUCCCAAGAAGGUGCAGAGAGGGAAUGCAGACGACGAACCAGCAACACGGGCCGAGCGGAUGCGGGAAACAGGCUCGGAAGAGUCAAGCAUCCUGGAAUCUUUCAAUCCCGAUGAUCCCGUCUCUGGAUUUCACCUCGCCAACACGCAAAAGCUCAGUCGCCUUGAUUUCCAGGAGUACGCCAAUGAGCUUAAGAGGCGCUUGGUGCCGGACUGGCUGAUCAACGGCCUGAGGCGAGGUAUCGGUGUCCACCACGCCGGCAUGAACCGCAAAUACCGUCAAGUGUGCGAGAUUCUGUUCCGCAAAGGGUACUUGCGCGUCGUGAUAGCCACCGGGACACUGGCGCUGGGUAUCAACAUGCCUUGCAAGACUGUUGUUUUCUCUGGAGACUCGAUCUUUCUGACGGCUCUCAACUUUCGCCAGGCGGCGGGUCGAGCAGGGCGCCGAGGAUUUGAUGUCCUGGGUAAUGUGGUCUUCCAAGGAGUACCAUAUUCAAAAGUCUGCCGCCUGCUCAGCUCGAGGCUACCAGACCUCAACGGUCACUUUCCCAUCACGACGAGCUUAGUGUUGCGCCUUUUCAUCUUGCUCCAUGAAUCAGGGAAUGCAGCAUACGCUGUCAAGGCGAUCAAUUCGAUCCUCUCGUGCCCGCGGAUCUAUCUGGGUGGUCCAGAGUCAAAACACACUGUCCUGCACCAUCUGCGGUUUUCAAUAGAGUAUCUUCGCCGCAACCAUUUGUUGGACGUCUCGGGUGCUCCACUCAAUUUUACUGGCUGUGUCUCUCACCUGUAUUACACUGAGAACGCAAGUUUUGCGUUCCACGCAUUGCUCAAAAGUGGGUAUUUCAGCAAGCUUUGUGGGGAUAUUCAUGUCAGCCCUAAACAAGUUUUGCUUGACUUGAUACUUGUCAUGUCACACCUCUUCGGACGUCGGUACCUGAGACAGUCUGUUCUGGAGUCACGCCGCGCCCAAUCACGGUGGUCAUCGUCGGUCGUCGUACUUCCACCUCUGCCAGAAAAGGCAGCGCGCACCCUAUUGGCCCACAACGAUCAAACACUGGAUGUGUAUGCUGCUUAUGUGUCAACCUAUAUCGACCAGCACGUCACGGAGCUUGAUCACUACUUGCCACUCACUGGACUAAAAUGCGGCGGAGACAAGUCACUAGAGGAGAUCGGCGUGGCUGUCUCUCCUCUUCCUCCCGCCCGCAUAAACUCGGCUUUUGUUGCUCUCUCGGGCCAUCGAGAUGAGUGGAAAAGCGUCUCUGAUUUGUGCAAGAUGGUUCGCAGUGGAGUCUGGCUGGAGGAAGCCGUAGUCCCCUACGUGGGGACCUAUCCGAACGACAGCACAGCGCUUUUAAAUGCUUACCUUUACGACUUCUUCAAACAUGGUAACGUGGUUGCUCUCGAGAAAGAGAAUGGUGUUCGCAAAGCUGAGGUCUGGUUUGUCCUCAAUGAUUUCUCUCUUGUCCUUGCGACUAUCGUUACCAGCCUAGAGAACUUUUUGAAGCUUUCCCUACCAACGGCAGCCGAGAUGAUCGACAUCAUGGGGUUUGGUGAUGUACACGAGUCAGAGCUGGAUGACAAAGCCCUGGAAGCGGGUCCAGACAACAAAGCCACCUCCAGCGCUCGGACACUGCCCAAUCGAGAAAUGCUGAAGCAGGAACUAACAGCUACAAAGGCGGGAUCUAGCGAUGGGAAAAAGAAGGUGGUUGACAGCUGGGAAGACGAUGCGAGUGACCACGGCGAUAAGCCCGAAACAAAUGGGGCCAUUCCAGAAACCAUGGGUGAGGCGGUCAGAGCGGCCAAAGCGGGAAAGAAGCCUAUGAUGACAAGUGCGAAGGAACCGGCGAGGGAGUCGGAACGACAAGGGAAAGAGUCCGAGAUCGGGGAUGGAAACUUGUUCAUGGUUCUGAAGGCCUUUACCAUGCUUCAAGAGGAGUUCAACCAAAAGUUCAGGGCAAUGUGGGCAUAA
Messenger RNA from Fonsecaea erecta, 5766 nucleotides. RefSeq lists its product as hypothetical. The transcript has 3 exons. Gene Ontology annotation, molecular function: ATP binding; nucleic acid binding. Gene Ontology annotation, cellular component: cytoplasm. The coding region runs from base 1 to 5766 and encodes 1921 amino acids. Lineage: Eukaryota; Fungi; Ascomycota; Eurotiomycetes; Chaetothyriales; Herpotrichiellaceae. The record is from RefSeq and is a predicted model, not a curated record.